Molecule: messenger RNA, 1308 nt
Organism: Pseudocercospora fijiensis CIRAD86
Lineage: Eukaryota; Fungi; Ascomycota; Dothideomycetes; Mycosphaerellales; Mycosphaerellaceae
Exons: 3
Coding region: 1-1308 (435 amino acids)
Source: RefSeq, a predicted model, not a curated record
AUGGCCGACCAGCCACUGCGCAUCACGGAAUACGAUGAAGCGGACACGGUGACUGCCACCUACGUGCAAAGCGAAGGAAAGAGCCAAGGACUGAGCAGAGUCGAUGUCAUUACCGCGUGGCAACGAGCGGUGGACGUGUUCCUGCCGGUCGGCUUUCCCCACAGCGUGUCUGAAGACUACCUGGAAUAUCAAAUCUACGAUUCUCUCCAAGCCUUCUCAAGCAGCAUAGCCAGUCUAUUGUCUUCGCGCGCUGUUCUCUCCAGUGUCGGGGUCGGUGAUUCGACCGCAUCUCCCACCGCAGCCAUCAUCCUUUCCAUCCUACAAGACUCGGUCGGCCGUCUCGCAACAAUCCUGUUUGCCCACAGCUUCGGCACAUCAUUGGAGCCAGAAUGCAAGAUGUACAGACUCCUUGCCGAUCCAAUCAGAGUCGUCGUUCUCAGCCUCAGCAGCGUUUUGCGAUCACUGUGCGGAGUCGCCGCUGGUAGCUCGAAAGCAAGUUUGAGCGCACACUUUGCGAAGCAGGGCAAUCUCGGAGAGCUCAAUGCCAAAGACUCUAGCCAGGAAACAGUGAUUUCACUGGUUGGAAUGAUGGCCGGAAGUCUGGUCAUAUCCUGGAUCACCACACCUAUCGCGACUUGGACAGCUCUGAUAUUGCUCCUCUCAAUCCAUCUGGAGACUAAUAGGAGAGCUGUAAGGGCCGUGAAAAUGAGGACUCUGACACGUCAGCGAGCAGCCUUGAUAUACUAUCAGGUACAGCAGAACAAGACCCCAACACCAGAUUUCAUUGCGAGCCAGGAGCGCAUAUUCGAGCGAGACGGCGUCCUUCGCAAUGCUAAAGCCGAAGUACUUGGCUUUUGUUCCGUCGGAGUUCCCUUGGCACGCUUGCUGAACUCCAUUGGUGAACAGCACAGUCAGACUAAGUCUUCCACUAUGGCCAGUGAGAAAUUCACGCGAAUCUUGCAUCUAUACCAGACGAGCGCUUUCAUCCUCUGGUCCGACAGACACUCGCGUUCGAGGAGGAACAGUCUCUUCAUCGUAGUGAAGAAGAGUGCUGUGUCUCGAGACUUGAUCCUUGCAUGGUGGCAGGCGCUGAUAUUCGCUGACGACUCAUUGAGCGACUCUUCGCGAGAUGAGAAAGCUGACGACUUUGACCAACUUUUGAAACGAUUCUCAAGAUCUCUGGAUACUGCCAAAAGCCUGCUAGAGAAGCACGAACUGAAGUUAAAGGAGGCUGGGUGGAAUCUGGAGUUGGGUGCGAUCCAGACGGUGGCAGGGACGACCGUUGCAAUUGAGCAUGCCGAGGCGUGA